AUGAGCGUGGGCUUCAUUGGCGCGGGCCAGCUGGCCUGUGCACUGGCGCGUGGCUUCACAGCUGCGGGCGUCUUGUCCGCCCACAAAAUAAUAGCCAGCUCCCCGGAAAUGGAUCUGCCCACCGUGUCCGCGCUCAGGAAAAUGGGCGUGAACCUGACCCGCAGCAACAAGGAGACGGUGUGGCACAGUGACGUCCUGUUCCUGGCUGUGAAGCCACACAUCAUCCCCUUCAUCCUGGAUGAGAUUGGGGCUGACGUGAAGGCCCGGCACAUCGUGGUCUCCUGUGCGGCCGGUGUCACCAUCAGCUCCGUGGAGAAGAAGCUGAUGACGUUCCAGCCAGCCCCCAAAGUGAUCCGAUGCAUGACCAACACACCUGUAGUGGUGCGAGAGGGUGCCACAGUGUAUGCCACAGGCACCCAUGCCUUGGUGGAGGAUGGGCAGCUCCUGGAGCAGCUCAUGAGCAGUGUGGGCUUCUGCACAGAGGUGGAAGAAGACCUGAUCGACGCUGUCACGGGACUCAGUGGCAGCGGUCCUGCCUAUGCGUUCAUGGCCCUGGAUGCGUUAGCGGAUGGUGGGGUAAAAAUGGGCCUUCCACGGCGCCUGGCAGUCCGACUUGGGGCCCAGGCCUUGCUGGGAGCUGCCAAGAUGCUGUUGGACUCAGAGCAGCACCCAGGCCAACUCAAAGACAAUGUCUGCUCCCCUGGAGGUGCCACCAUCCAUGCCCUGCACUUCCUGGAGAGUGGAGGCUUCCGGUCCCUGCUUAUCAAUGCAGUUGAGGCCUCCUGCAUCCGAACACGAGAGCUGCAGUCCAUGGCUGACCAAGAAAAGAUCUCCCCAGCUGCCCUCAAGAAGACCCUCCUGGACAGAGUGAAGCUGGAAUCCCCUACAGUGUCCACACUGACCCGCUCCAGCCCAGGGAAGCCCCUCACAAGAAGCCCAGCACUGGGAGGCAAGAAGGACUAAAGCAACCUCUACCCUGCUCUGUUGUUCAGGGCCCUCAACUAAGGG
Molecule: messenger RNA, 1008 nt
Organism: Orycteropus afer afer
Lineage: Eukaryota; Metazoa; Chordata; Mammalia; Tubulidentata; Orycteropodidae
Gene: PYCR2
Product: pyrroline-5-carboxylate reductase 2
Biological process (GO): L-proline biosynthetic process
Molecular function (GO): pyrroline-5-carboxylate reductase activity
Source: RefSeq, a predicted model, not a curated record